Molecule: messenger RNA, 786 nt
Organism: Panicum virgatum (switchgrass)
Lineage: Eukaryota; Viridiplantae; Streptophyta; Magnoliopsida; Poales; Poaceae
Product: 60S ribosomal protein L8-2-like
Exons: 2
Coding region: 1-786 (261 amino acids)
Biological process (GO): cytoplasmic translation
Cellular component (GO): cytosolic large ribosomal subunit; ribosome
Molecular function (GO): RNA binding; structural constituent of ribosome
Source: RefSeq, a predicted model, not a curated record
AUGGGCCGUGUCAUCCGCGCGCAGCGCAAGGGCGCGGCGGGGUCGGUGUUCAAGUCCCACACCCACCAACGCAAGGGCCCCGCCCGGUUCCGCGCGCUUGACGUCGGCGAGCGCAGCGGCUACCUCAAGGGCCUCGUCACCGACAUCGUGCACGACCCCGGCCGCGGCGCCCCGCUCGCCCGCGUCACCUUCCGCCACCCCUUCCGCUACGGGCAGCAGAAGGAGCUCUUCAUCGCCGCCGAGGGCAUGUACACCGGCCAGCCCAUCUACUGCGGCCGCCGCGCCGACCUCAGCAUCGGCAACGUCCUCCCGAUCGGGACGCUCCCCGAGGGGACCGUCGUCUGCAACGUCGAGGGGCACGUCGGCGACCGCGGCGCCCUCGCGCGCUGCUCCGGCGACUACGCCAUCGUCAUCAGCCACAACACAGACAACGGCACCACCAGGGUGAAGCUCCCGUCCGGCGCCAAGAAGCUGCUGCAGAGCAACUGCCGCGCCAUGGUCGGGCAGGUCGCCGGCGGCGGCAGGACGGAGAAGCCACUGCUCAAGGCCGGCAACGCCUACCACAAGUUCCGCGUCAAGAGGAACUGCUGGCCCAGGGUGCGCGGCGUGGCCAUGAACCCCGUGGACCACCCCCACGGAGGAGGCAACCACCAGCACAUUGGCCACGCCUCCACCGUCCGCCGCGACGCUCCGCCCGGUGCCAAGGCCGGCCAGAUCGCCGCGCGGAGCACCGGUCGAGGGCGCAGGGGCCAAGCCGCCGUGACCGCCGGCAAAUCUAUGCUAUGA